This is a messenger RNA of Sporothrix brasiliensis 5110, 4275 nucleotides long. RefSeq lists its product as uncharacterized. Lineage: Eukaryota; Fungi; Ascomycota; Sordariomycetes; Ophiostomatales; Ophiostomataceae. The transcript is spliced from 4 exons. The record is from RefSeq and is a predicted model, not a curated record. Bases 1 to 4275 code for a protein of 1424 amino acids.
AUGUCCCAGCUGUCUGGAGGCGGCAACAGAGACUCUCGGACACCAUCGCCUCCCACAACAAACAACGUCGACACCUUUACGAACAUUAGCAACGCCUUCAACACGCGAAAGCCCGAGCAGACACAGACACCACCUCAGAACCAAUCCGCCGCACCAACAGAGCCGUUCCCCGACGUCACAUUACCCACGUCUCCGACCCGCGGCGGAGAGGAUGGCCUUGGCGCACUAGGCAACGACUCACAAUUUACGCCAGGCCCCGGCCGUCAACGGAGCUCAUCGCGACCCUUGUCUAUGAUUCAGACCUAUCAGCCGCACGUCAUGGAUACCAACGACACAAUCCCCGAGCUGCAGCCCGUCUUCACGCUCCUCAAUAGCCAUGCCAACAAGCUAUACCAGGAGGGCUAUUUUCUCAAGUUGGACGACCAGAACUCUCAGGGCCGCCCGAACCCGGAUAGAAACUGGACCGAAUGCUUCGCUCAACUCGUCGGCACCGUGCUGUCUCUAUGGGACGCCGCCGAACUUGACACGGCAGGCGAAGACGGCGAGGUGUUACCCAAAUUCAUUAAUUUGACAGACGCCGCAAUCAAAGUGGUGCGUCAUACACCCAUCAGCCGCUACUCGGCUACGACGGUGACGCAGGUGACGCGAGUUAUCGACUCCCUCCCGACACGAUCGCCAAACGAGCAGCCCCUGCAACAUGUUCUCAGCGUCUCUACAGCCGGCCGCAACCGCUACCUCUUCCACUUCAACUCCCACCACUCCAUGAUCCAAUGGACCUCGGGCAUCCGCCUCGCCAUGUUCGAACACUCGACUCUGCAGGAGGCCUACACCGGUGCCCUUAUCGCUGGCAAGGGCAAGUUGCUCAACAACAUCAACCUGAUCAUGAGCCGUUCCAAAGUCACCACUGAAGAGUGGGUACGUGUGCGCUUCGGAGCCGGUGUCCCAUGGCGCCGGUGCUGGUGCGUCAUCUCGCCCCCGGACGAGAAGGAGGUCCUGAAGCUGCAAAAGGAAAUGAAAAAACGCUCCGUCUACGAUCGCUCGCACGCGCCGCAACUCAAGGGCGACAUCAAGUUCUACGACAAACGCGUCGAGGGCAAGAAGCAGAAGAAGGCCAAGCCCAUUGCCACCGUCUCUAACGCCUACUCUGCCUAUGCAAUCUACCCGCAAUCCAAGGCCCUCAUCGACGCCUCCUCCCUCAUUAAGCUUGAAGGCACCAUCACCAUUCACUCGGAUCCGGUCUCAACGACGGAAGGCUUUGUGUUCAUGAUGCCCGAGGUGCGGCCCAUGGUUAGUGGCUUCGAAAUGCUGCUGCGCGCUCUCUUCCCCAUCUGGGAUACCUUUUGCUUGUACGGUCGCCCACAGCGCCUCGUGGCCAGUACUCUGGACUCUCGAUCCCUCAUGUUUGCCAUGCCUAAGCACCGCCGCUACGGCUACUUGGAGAUUAUGGACGUUUCUACCCUCGUUUUGACCGACGGCAGUGGUGCCUGGACCGAGCGGGAGUGGCGCAAACGCCUCAAGGACCUGACCGCUAGGCGCCUGGCUGCCAUGGACGAGAGCGCCAGUAGUGGCUUUGAGAGCGAGCGCACAUCGAACCGUAGCAGCAAGCGCCUCAGCUUCGGACCUGGUGCCGCUGCCAUUCCCAUGAGCAACAGCGCCGGUGUGCUGGACGAGCGCGGCGCCCCGGCCCCGCGCGCCCGAGUUAACUUUGCCGACGAAGGCGACUCUCUACGGCCGGGCCGGACGGCCGCGUUUGCACAGAGCUCGAGCAACCGCACCGAUUCCGCACCUCCCGCUUCAGAGCGCCAGCGAAUCCCCUCGUCCAUGGCGCAGGCAGCGACUAUUGCCCAUGCGCGCAACAACUCGGACAUGGGCGGGGGUGCACCGGACAACAGCCAACGCCCGUAUAGCGGUCAGCCGGCAGCGUUCUAUGACCCGACCAUCACCAGCGGCGGGCCCGGUGGUGCUGGCGGUGCUGGCGGUGCUGGCGGCUACUACCCGUCCGGCGCCUCACCCACACCACACGCCCGUGGCUACGUCAAUGAACUGGCCACGACCCCGGAGCGUGUUAGCUCCGAGGACGAUGUCUCCUCGUCUCGUAACGUGACGCCUCCGCGCGACCUCGGCGACAUGCAGCGGAACCUCCAGACCCCCGAGCCUGUGUUCACACCGCCGGCCGCGCAACACCUGCCCUCGUCUCGUCCGGCAGCUACGCCCUUCCACUCGGCCGAGCUGCGCAGAGCCAACAGUCGUCUGUCUAGCUCCACCCUAGCGCACAUCGUCAAGGCGAGUGCCGUAUCCAACGAGUCCUGGCCCAUGCCCGACAACCAAGAGCACAGGCCCGUCAGCCAGGGCAGCGGUACGAGCCGGGCCGUCGGUGGCCAGUCUGGCACCAAGCUGCCGACCUCCGUAUCCGGCCCGUCAUUAGGCCAGCCCAGCCCCAACUAUUCACAAGGCCAAUGGGGUCAAGGCCUGGUUCCUUCCAGCAAUGCACCACACCCGACCUCCUAUUCGAAGUCCCCUCUCAACCAAGCACAGAACAUCCUUGCUCCAGCAUUUGAUGGCACAAAUGAACCCCUUUCCCAACCCGCAGGUUCGGGUUCCAAGCCGAUUGGUGGUCCUCAGCCUCAAGUGCCCCCGCACGCUGACCACUUGCCAACUCACAUGCACGGCGCCGAAUCUGGCCGCCAGAGGUAUAAGGCGUCGGCAGCUUCCGAGCCGCAGUCGGCCAUUUCAAGCGCAGGAAGCCUGCAGGAUUACUAUAUCGAUGAAGCAGCUCUUGCCAAGGUCCAGCUCGCCGACAACAUCUCCACCAACGCCAACGAGUCGCCCACUCGGCAGGAGGUCGUCCGCCAAGAUACCAAGCGCAGUGAAGCCAGCAGCCGCUACGACGACGCGUCGUCGACGACCACGCCUGACUAUGCCAGUACCCACGAGUCUGUGCGGACACGGGAAUCCGUGGAUCGCCCCCGUGCCGGCGUCCUGCGCACAGUCGGCGAGGCCGCUCCACCACCACCGCCCCCCCACGAAGCCCUCGAUAUCCCCGAAGUCAACUUUGGUCCCACCUACAAUUAUGCCUCUGCCAACAUCCCGCGCAACAAGACACCGACUCCGCUGGGUGCCGGUAACUCGACGAACCAGCCGUCGAAUUCAUUUUCACACUCUCCCGGAACGAAUGCAGCUAUGUCCGGUCCAGCCAAACUCCGCAAGAGCCCGGGGCAGGCCCAGGGCCACAAGUCGCGUCCCUCCGAAACCAGCCAUUAUCGCCAGGAAUCGGAUGACACUCUCCGCCGCCGCAGUGUUGCCUGGCAGCCCGGCAGCACCAUGGUUGGCACGACUGCUAAUGCCAAUGGUGAUGGACGUGCUAGUUCUAUGACCCCGGAGCAGUUUGUGCUUCAGCGCGCCCAGGCCGCCCAAAGCUCGACCCCCCCUUAUCCGCUACACCAGAGAAACCCGUCAAACAACUCGCUACUCAACUUGCGGAAGAAUACGCCGCCACCGGCCAUGCGACGGACCUCCAGCUUCGACAUGCUUACCAGCGCCGUACCGAACCCCCCGUACCAGCAGCAGCAGCGACCCAGCUCACAAGGCGCCAUGACGGCUCUUGGCAGCCAUGCACGCGACAGCUCCAUGGAUGUCGGAGCCCACUUGUCGGCCCGUGAACAAGAACAUCUGGCCCGCAUGACAGGCGCACCUCUGAUCAAUGUCGUAGGCAACUCCCGCAACAGCCAGCAGCCUGCUGGUGGUCCUGGACUUGUCGGCGCCAUUGCCGCUCGCGAGCGCGAAAAGCAGCAGAUGAAGGAGGGUGUCAGCUCCCAGGCCGUGCAAUACGCAAUCAACCAACGCCAGCAGCUGCAGUUCCAGCAGCAGCAGGUGGCGCACCAACAGUACUACCUCCAGCAGCAGCUCCAGCAGCAGCAGCAGCAGCAACAGCAGCAACAACAACAGCAGCAGUACGCCCAAAUGUACGGCACGCCUAGCCCUCAAGGCGCUACCAGUGGAUACGGCGGCUACCAGCUUCCGCCGGGUCACGGCCCGCCGCAACGCCGGUUGUCACCGCAGCAAAUGGCCACCGCCCAAACCAACACCUAUGUGCCCCAGCAAGGGUAUUCCCAAGGCAGCAUACCGGGCGGCUGGCCAAUGACCUCGCCGCAGAUCCAGCAGCAUCCUCGGCAGCAACAGGGCUACUUUUCGCAAAGCCAACACGCGCAGGGCCAGAACGCGCAGAGCCCGGCCGGGUUUGUCGGUACGCCGCGGUCCAGAACACCCGGUCCGUAA